AUGGACCUGUGCUGCGUUUGCAAUGAGCCCCGUCCCUCUGAGGGCUUUGCCAGCGCGAAUGCAGAGACGCCUGCCAGUCCCUCCAGGAAGUGCAGCGGCGGGAAAUCUGAACCCGAAGUGCCGCGAUCUCGUCUGCCGUCCUGGCUGUGCUGCCGAAGGCGAGCACGCCAGUUGACCGAAAGCGAACCGAGCAGUGCGGAGGUGGCCUGGCAAAGGGGCUAUGGGCGUUACAAGUACUGCGGGCUGCGGGAAGAUCCUUCCGGGAAGCCUCCCGAAUGGCAGGCUCAAAAAACACUCCGUGCUCUUCCCUUGCCUGAAGUCGAUGCUGAAGAACGGGCAGGAGUUCAGGCUCUGUCCCGGCGCGUGUCGGACCUCAGUUCCGUGGCGCUACGGACAGACUUCUGCACACUCCUCCGAUUUUUACGCGAAGGUGGCAGUGUGGAAAAGGCAGAAGACUGCUUUAGGAAAGCAGUGCAGUGGCAACAGGAGAACGACGUGGGAAGAGCGCUGACCCACUGGAAUCUGGAGCUCUGCGAGCGCUGCCUUGCGCCGUGGUGGCCGACUGGUGGAUUCUUAGGAAUUGGCUUCGACGGGGAGCCUGUAGCUCUGGAGCGUAUUGGACGUGCUGACUGGACGUCUCUCCACGACAAUGUCUCGCAUGACCUCCUGCAGAAGAUAGACAUUGUGCACUGCGUGCGAACGUUGGCUGGCGUAGAGGAGGACAGUCUUCGCAGAAAUGUACCCUUCGUCGAUGCUACGCUGGUGGAAGACCUGCAAGGAAUCAGUUGGCGCAACUUCAGCCCACGCACGCUGAAAGCUUUGGGGAUAAUCCUGAAAUCGAGGAUGCAUAUGGUGCCCCGAUCGGGCCGCCGAGUGCUCAUCAUCAACGCCCCGGCGGCUUUUUCAGCUGUGUGGAACACGCUCAAGCACCUCCUAGUCAGCCCACACACAGCCACGAUUGUCCAGAUUGUCAGUGUCGAGGAUUCACUUAAGGUGCUCCGUCAGCACAUGGACGAUUCCAUAAUCCCCGCAUACCUCGGUGGCUCCAGGACUGUCAACGGUGACCCAGAGUGUCGGCCGUUCUUGGCGCCGGGGGGAACACCGCCGCAGGCUGUGUUCGAUCACAUGCGACGCCUGAGAACGGGCUGUCUCUAA
This is a messenger RNA of Symbiodinium necroappetens, 1155 nucleotides long. Lineage: Eukaryota; Dinophyceae; Suessiales; Symbiodiniaceae. The record is from the annotation of a GenBank genome assembly.